UCUGCGGCCUGCUUGUAAUGGUCUAAGCCUUGCAUAUUGAUUCCGAUUGUUGGUGGUUCGCUGUUCGCUGUUCGCGAUUCGUGUAUUCACACUUUACACAGAGGUUGAGGCUGAAGUCAAGAGGAGGUGCGGCUCAGCCGCCUCGCACUCGACUUCGGUCCUUCUUAUGGGAGUGAGUGUGUUUCGCAAUACCUAUAAGUUACCUGAAGCCAUCUUGGUGUUCCUUUGAUUGCCCUAAGCACACAAUAAUUUCCUUGUUUGUACUUGGAUACUCCAAAAUGCUUUUCGUACCCUUUGCCCUCUUCAGCCUUGUCGCAAGUACAGGUGUAAUCUUUAUUCCAAAAUUCAAACCCAAUACUCCUGCCAUUCGUCCUCCGAGCCCUCCAAAAGUAGAUUAUAAGCCCAAUACAAACAAACCGGCUCCACAGGUACCUGCAAAGCCAGCACCCGCGCAGGAGCAAGUUCAAGCGAAUAAUGUUGGCGGACUGAACAAUAAAUUGAAGAAGGCGGAAGACAUCGCUGGUUUGAUCGACAUCGGGAAAGACAUCGCGCAGGCAAUAUUGGGGACGACACAGUCGACGACGGUGAAAGCAUCGUCUACGGCGACUAUCAACGCGACUGCAUUCGCUCCUUGCAACAGCUAUGCGUCUAUCCUAGCAUCCUGUGCAUCUGCUACAACCAGCUUCUACGACCUCGAUUACGAGCAGCAGGCGUCGUGUGCAUGCUACCAAUCAAGCACCAAUACCGCAGCAUGCCAGGCCGUACCAACACUGGACACGAGCUACGACGACUAUGAAUACGAAUGCUACGACUUCUUCGAUAGCAAUGGGUAUGUGAUGAUUGCCCAAGCUAUGAACGACUCGCUCCAACUUCCCGGGCCGAUGUUGUGCAAUUGGGCGCCUGCGGAGUUCUCGAUGCCGUCGACUCUACCUGCGAAGACCGUGAGCUGUGCGGCAGCUUCGCCAACAUCGACAGCAUCGGCUUCUGCGCAGGAAACUGGUAACAAUGGAGCUGCACAGCUGCUGACAACCUUUGAUCAAGGGGUAUUCGUGAUAUCCGCGGUCACUGUGGCGGCGUUUUCAUGGGUCUUGUUUGACUAGCCUCGGAGUCGCUAUGUUUUGUGAAGUCGAAUAUUGCAAGCUGUGAAUUAGGUAGCAU
Messenger RNA from Boeremia exigua, 1158 nucleotides. RefSeq lists its product as uncharacterized. The transcript has 3 exons. Bases 279 to 1100 code for a protein of 273 amino acids. The record is from RefSeq and is a predicted model, not a curated record. NCBI's taxonomy places the organism in Eukaryota, Fungi, Ascomycota, Dothideomycetes, Pleosporales, Didymellaceae.